CCUGGCUGUGCCCAUCCGCCACCCAAAGAUGAUGGCCAGUGGGAUGCCAGUUUUCCUGCUCCUCCUCUGGACAACAAACACACCUCAAGGUGCAGGAGUUCAGGUUUUGCCACCUGUUAACUUCACCCUCACAGUCUCUGCAUUAGCACAAGUGCUGUUACACUGGGAGCCAAACCCUGCUCAGGAACAAAACAACGCCACCAUUAGAUACGAUGUGAAAAUCCUGAGCCCUGUGCCAGAAGAGUAUGACACCAAGAGGACUCACAGCGUGCGGACAGCGGCGCUUCACAACGGCUUCUCAGCCCGCGUGCGCACCUUGCUCCUCCAGGAGGGCCUUCAGAUGAGCAGUGACUGGGUGGAGGGAAACCUCCCACCUCUGCCAGGUGCUGCAGAGACAUCUGUCACCAACUUGUCCUGUGUCACUCGUGUCACCAUCCCUGGCAAUGUCUCUCUCCGUUGCACUUGGCUCCCUGGCCAAGGGGCUCCAGAAGACACCAAAUACUUCCUGUUUUACAGGUAUGAGACACACACAGAGGAAUGUCCCACUUACACCAAAGACAAGUGGAGCAGGAAUACUGAGUGCAGAUUUUCAAGUACCCAGAUUAAACCCGGUGAGAUUGACAACCUCAUUGUCAUUCACAUCAAUGGCUCCAGCCAACGUGCUGCAAUCAAGCCUUUUCAGCAGUUAUUUAACCAAAAUGCCAUCGAGAAAGUGAAUGUUCCCAGAAAUAUCAGCAUAUCCCUGGAGCAAAAUGAUCUCCUGGCCGUGUGGGAGAAGCCAAUUUCUCCUUUCCAUGAGGAAUGUUUUGAGUAUGAAUUUUAUCUCAUCAACCUGAAGUCAGGUAACAAGCAGAUCCUGAAAAUCUCCUCCAACACUUUCCGGCUGCGGAUCGACGGCAGCAGCAGGUAUUCCAUCAGGAUCAGGGCCAACCACAACCACAUCUGCUGUGCCAGGGGAUUCUGGAGUGACUGGAGUGAAAUCAUUUAUGUUGGGCAAAAUAAACUGGAGAAUUCCAUAGCCUGGAUUCUCACCCUGCUCUGUGUGUCCACGUCCUGCACAUUGCUGCUUGUUGCUAUAAUAUGCCAAAUAGGCUCUGGAUGCUAUAAAGGCCAAAACUCCCCAAAUGUGCAGUGAGGAAGCCCAGCUACACUUUGGAUUUGUGUCUGUGACAGUCAAAUCAUAAGUGAUGAAUUAAAGGCUCCAUGUAAUUUGAAGUUUCUCCCUGAAACAUGCAGCAAUUACCAGUCCACAAUAAACACAGCUCCCCUUAA
Molecule: messenger RNA, 1272 nt
Organism: Vidua chalybeata
Lineage: Eukaryota; Metazoa; Chordata; Aves; Passeriformes; Viduidae
Gene: IL5RA
Product: interleukin 5 receptor subunit alpha
Exons: 9
Coding region: 29-1135 (368 amino acids)
Biological process (GO): immunoglobulin mediated immune response; cytokine-mediated signaling pathway
Cellular component (GO): membrane; external side of plasma membrane
Molecular function (GO): cytokine receptor activity; protein binding
Source: RefSeq, a predicted model, not a curated record